GUAUGAUAAGGAAGUGAGACCCUCCCCAUUAAUACUACAACUUUUGAAAAGUGGGCUCUUUUGGAGAGAAAAUGUCUCACCAGACAGGGAUAACAACCUCUCCGGAUUUACAGAAGUUCUUUGCCAAGGUUAAAGAUGGAUCACAGCGGGUGAUAAAAGUAGUCAUCGAAAAUGAGCAACUAGUACUGUCAUCUAAAGCUAAAUCAAGUGGAUCCUGGGAAAAGGAUUAUGACAAUGCUAUUUUGCCGUUGUUGAAAAGCAAACAAGCAUGUUACAUAUUUUAUCGACUUGAUACGACUAAUGCAUCCGGGUAUGAGUGGAUAUUUAUUCUUUAUGUACCAGACGAUGCACCGGUGAGAGAGAAAAUGUUGUACUCCAGUACCAAAGCUACUUUAAAACUACAGUUUGGUGGUGCUCAUAUCAAAGAAGAUAUAUUUGGAACAUCACCAGAUGAUGUAUCUUUCAAAGGUUACUCAGAGCAUAAGGAAUCACAGAAAGCACCGCCACCUUUAACAUUUGCAGAAGAAGAACUGAAGCUGAUAAAGGCCAAUGAAGUGGAUGCUGAUAUUUCAGUUGACUCAAGACAUCAGACAAUGCGGGGUGUUGCUUUUCCAUUUUCAGAUGGUGCAUUGGAGAGUUUACAAGAAUUCAGAGGUGGAAGAAUCAACUAUCUGCAGUUGAGUAUACACAUGCAGCAAGAAUGUAUUCAAUUAGAGCUUGGUAAAACUAUUAAUAUCACAGAUUUACCACAACUUACACCCAGUACAAAUGCUAGAUAUCAUGUGUUAUUAUUUAAACACACACAUGAAGGUGACUACAUGGAGUCAGUAGUAUUCAUUUAUACAAUGCCAGGAUAUUCUUGUCCAAUAAAAGAAAGAAUGUUGUAUUCAAGUUGUAAAAGCUCUGUUGCUGAAGUUAUUGAACAAAGACUUGGUACCGAGAUUGUCAAAAAGAUUGAAGUUGAUGAUCCCAAUGACUUAACAGAGGAAUUUAUCUAUGAAGAAGUGCACCCGAAAAAGACGAUUGUUAAACCAAAAUUUGCCAAGCCCAAAGGACCAGGUGGGAGGGGACCGCGAAGGAUGGCAAAGGGAAAAUAACUGACUUGCAACAAAAUUAUUAUAUUUCGCAUGUACUUAUCCAAUACCAACCUAACAAACCAACAGCAGGGUAUUUAAAUGUAGGGGUUUCAGUUAGCCUUUUUAUGUAUUACUGAUAAUUGCUUGUAACGUGAUUGUAGGCUUUUAAUUAUCCUAGCAUGUUCAGUGUUUAUCAGUGUGCCCUCAAACAGGACUGAUUUUUAGACAUCCUAAGUCAAAAUGACAAAAUCAAGUUUGGUCAGCUUGUAGACAACUUGGGAAAGAGGUCUCUGUAGGGAACAACAGAAGGCGCAAACUAAAAUGCUGAUUCUGAUUUUCUUAGUUUUUCAUUUUUCCAAAUUUACGAUAGCAAGCAGAUUUUAAUGAAUCAAAAGCUAUGAACAAACUAUUUUUACUUAUCAGUUUGUAGGAACAAAGGAUUAAUUUAAUAUAAA
This is a messenger RNA of Saccoglossus kowalevskii, 1531 nucleotides long. RefSeq names its product twinfilin-1-like. Gene Ontology annotation, cellular component: actin filament; cytoplasm; myofibril. Gene Ontology annotation, molecular function: actin monomer binding; actin filament binding. Gene Ontology annotation, biological process: barbed-end actin filament capping; actin filament depolymerization; regulation of lamellipodium assembly. The record is from RefSeq and is a predicted model, not a curated record. Lineage: Eukaryota; Metazoa; Hemichordata; Enteropneusta; Harrimaniidae.